This is a messenger RNA of Musa acuminata AAA Group (dessert banana), 831 nucleotides long. Its product is annotated as B3 domain-containing transcription factor NGA1-like. The transcript has a single exon. Gene Ontology annotation, molecular function: DNA binding; DNA-binding transcription factor activity. The record is from RefSeq and is a predicted model, not a curated record. The coding region runs from base 1 to 831 and encodes 276 amino acids. Lineage: Eukaryota; Viridiplantae; Streptophyta; Magnoliopsida; Zingiberales; Musaceae.
AUGGAGGGAUUUGGAGUAGAGACUCCCUCUUCUUCCUCUUUCUUGUGGAUCCCAUCGGUGGCGGAGCUUGUACGACGAGCGCCGGCCCGACUUCUGGACCGUGAGCACAUGUUUGACAAGGUGGUAACGCCCAGCGACGUCGGCAAGCUGAACCGCCUUGUGAUCCCGAAGCAGCACGCGGAGAGGUUCUUCCCCUUGGAGCCGGCUUUUGCGGACAAGGGCCUCGUGCUGUUCUUCGAGGACGGCGCCGGCAAGCAAUGGUGCUUCCGCUACUCCUACUGGAGCAGCAGCCAGAGCUACGUCAUAACCAAGGGGUGGUGCCGCUUCGUCAAGGAGAAGCAGCUCGAUGCCGGCGACACCGUGUCGUUCUUCCGCGCUCGCUCCGGAGAGGCCGGCCAGCGUCGACGCCUCUUCAUUGACCUGCAGCGCCGCAGGCACCGCCCUCGGCCAGUAGGACAUCAGGGCGUCCUCAUAGCUUCCACGGCGCCGCCCCUGCGCGGGAGCUGGCUGCCGCACUUCUACUACGGAUCGGUGGUGCCCCCGCAGCAUGUUGGAGCGCAAGCUGCCGCAGGUAGAGCCGACAUGGGGUCCAUGCCCGCGGUUUUGGACUCGGUGCCGGUGGUCCUCGCCGCUGCUGAGCCAAAGCGGAUCAGGCUGUUCGGAGUAAACCUAGAGUGCCCAGAGACGGAGGACAGAAAGAACUCUCCAUUGCUGCCUCCUUGUCAGUGGAGGACUGAAAGUGAUGAGUCCACCGACAUCUCCACAGAGAGGAGGCAGACCUCCAUGCACUCCCACUUCGGGUGCAGUGACAGGGAAGAAGGAAGAAGAUGA